AUGAAGCAAGAAGGAGGAAAACGAGAAAAAGCAGAAGCACAUCAUGUCCCAGCAACAAAAGGAAAAAAAACCGAAAAAGAAGAAGAAAAUCAGAAUCUACAAACAACGUUUUGGUCAAAAGCAAAAUACUUUAAGGGUGACCACGUCAAGCCAUCAAAUGCUUUGAGUCAUGUUCAACAUUAA
Clunio marinus is the source of this 183-nucleotide messenger RNA. Lineage: Eukaryota; Metazoa; Arthropoda; Insecta; Diptera; Chironomidae. The record is from the annotation of a GenBank genome assembly.